Messenger RNA from Mus musculus (house mouse), 3611 nucleotides. RefSeq names its product methylmalonic aciduria (cobalamin deficiency) cblD type, with homocystinuria (gene Mmadhc). NCBI's taxonomy places the organism in Eukaryota, Metazoa, Chordata, Mammalia, Rodentia, Muridae. The record is from RefSeq and is a predicted model, not a curated record. Gene Ontology annotation, molecular function: molecular carrier activity. Gene Ontology annotation, biological process: cobalamin metabolic process. Gene Ontology annotation, cellular component: mitochondrion; cytosol; cytoplasm. The transcript is spliced from 8 exons. Bases 2394 to 3284 code for a protein of 296 amino acids.
AAAGAGAUGAUGGGCAUUAAUGAUCAAUGAUGGUGAAGGGGUUUGAUAAAGCAAAGGGUAUUUUUAAUAGCAAAACUAUUCCGUAUGAGAUUUUAAUAAUGUAUGCAUGACACUGUGUAUAUAUUUGUCAAAACCAGAAACAAAAGAUACUUAAAGAAGUCUUAGAGCUCAAAGAAUAUACAGAUAAAUAAAAAUGACUUAGAAAUAAGGACAACAAGGAAGAAGAGGAAAAAAGAAAGACAGUUCACAGUAUUUUAAAUUCCUUAUAAAACCAUAUUUUAACAAGAGUUGAGCUGCUGAACUAUCAUUAGAUAUAAAUGUAGUGUGUAAGACUAAAGACAGAAGAACUGCCUAAAAACAUUGCACAUAGUUGGCACUAUGUGCCAACUCCCACAGGCUUAGCUGUUCAUAUAAACCCACUAUAUGAGUACACUGAAUGUAGUUUAACAGUUCUGAACUCGCCUUACAUGUACACUAGAAUUGAAGUUAAGCAAAUCAAUUACAAAUGGGAAAGUCAACUGUCUCACACUGGUUAAAGAAGACAACUGUGUCUCCUGAGGAAUGUGGUUAAUACUAGGACUGGGAUAAACAGGAAUAGAAGAAGAUCCUGGGGUAUCUAAAUGCCAAAAAUUUUCAAAACAAUCUCAAGAAAUAAUGAAUGACAAACAAAAAUAUUGAUGAGUACCAAAAACAAACAAACAAACAAACAAACAAAACCUAUGAGGUUGUGUCAAAAAGCAUAGGUUCCAAGUAAGAGAAACCAAAACUGGAUCAAUAUGAAAAACAAAAUUAAAAAGAAUUUUUAAUUAAUAUGAACCACAUUAAUAUAAAUGACUGAAUGCAUAGACAAAUGGAAGCAGACAAUCCUUCCACAAGACCUCCAGCUGGUUUAUGAAGACACUCUGUGCUCAGACAAGUGAAUGAGUGAGUGACACCCAUGCCAACAAGUUGGGCUUAACACCCUCCUUGAACAUCCCUAAAACAGUAACUCCACAGUGGAGAAGCAGGGUUUUACCUCACCAAGCUGAUAAUCGGCGAUAAAUCAAAUCCACAGUAAGGAGCCUUGAUGUGAUUGAGUAAAAAGUACAUUUCAUAUCAUUAAGCCCAAACACUCUUUCUUCAGUCAAUACAUGAGAAAAAUGGCAAGUUCCAAUUCAGAAAAAAUGUCUGAUGAAUACUUUCUCAAACUGCUAAGGUUACUGUUUGCCCUCUAUAGGCUCAGGUUUUGGAACACUUGGUCUCAAGCUGAUAUGGGGGUUUUGGGGGGGAGGGUGGUUAGAAGGUAUGGCAAUGCUAGAGGAAGUAUAUUACUGGGGUGGGGAGGCGCUUUGGAGUUUUAAAAGCCACCCACCAUCCCCAGUGAGCUCUUUGCUUUCUUCUAUAGUUCAAGAUAGGAAGCCUCGGCUUCUGCUUCAGCCUCUACAUUUACUACUUGUUGUCAAUCACCCCCUCCCCCCGAUUUUGGAGUCUUAGAAUGGUAAGGCCAAAUAAAAAAUUCCUUCUAUAAGUUUGACCAUUGUGUUUAAUCAACACAACAGAAAAGUCAUUAAUACAGUUAUCAAAAUCAAAGAAACUUCAAAAUUAACUAUGAGGUUCUUUUAAAAAUACAUUAGAUAAGCUAUAGGCUAUUACUGAUACAUACAUUAUAUAAUGUAUGUAUGUUUACCAAGCCUAUUAAGAAUCUAAGGCUGUCGCGGAGCUGGGGCGGGGGGGGGUGGGGGGGGGCGGGGAGCUGUCCUCACAAACAAUAGUUCUUGACAAACAGUUGUCAUGCAAACAACAGAAGGCAGAAUCUUCGGAAAGCUGUAGGAAAGUCCUACGGGAGGAUAGAGAAUCUGUUGAAGGGAGUUGAAGAGUCGGCUUGGCAGUUAAGAACAAGCUCACCGGAUCCAGCUUCAACUCCCAGUACUCACAUGGCAGCUCACAACCAGCCUUAACUCCACUCCCAGCAGAACCAACACUUUCAUCUGCACAUAUAUAUACGUGCAAAAAAAAAAAAAAAAAAAAAAAAACAAACCAAAAAAACCUAUAAACAAAAAAUAAUUUUUAAAAUUUAAAAACAACAACAGCAACAAAAAAAUGUCAAACGUACCAAAGAGUCAAUGAAGCAAAGACUCACCAAAGACGGGUACCGAGUCCUGUAAAUAUUCCCAACUUGGUCCCGCUCCGCCCCGAUCCACCAGUUUACCCAAUGAAACACUAGAUCGCCUUCUGGAGCCCAAGAUCAUCCUCUACUCGAAGAUCGACCGACGGCAUCGAUGGGCUCGGAGGCAACUACUCAGGCCUGGGCGUCAGCAGCGCCUCUGCCUGGACCGCAGUAGCCGCCAUCUUGCCAGUGGACGGGGGAUACUUUGCAGUGGGGCAAGAAUUUGCGUCCGCCUUCUUCACUAGAAAUGGCCCAUGUGCUCUGUAACAGAGCCAGACUGGUUUCCUAUCUCCCAGGAUUUUGUUCUUUAGUGAAAAGAGUCAUCAAUCCAAGAGCCUUUUCAACUGCAGGAUCUUCAGGUUCUGAUGAGUCUCAUGUGGCCACCGCACCUCCAGAUAUAUGCUCUCGAACAGUGUGGCCUGAUGAAACUAUGGGACCCUUUGGACCUCAGGACCAGAGAUUCCAGCUUCCUGGGAAUAUAGGCUUCGAUUGUCACCUCAAUGGGACUGCCUCACAGAAGAAAAGCCAGGCCCAUAAAACUUUGCCUGAUGUUCUAGCAGAGCCUCUUUCAACUGAAAGACACGAGUUUGUGAUGGCGCAGUAUGUAAAUGAGUUUCAGGAUAGUGAUGCACCUGUUGAACAAGAAAUUAACAGUGCAGAAACUUACUUUGAAAGUGCCAAAGUUGAGUGUGCGAUCCAGACAUGUCCAGAGCUGCUGCGGAGAGAUUUUGAGUCACUUUUUCCAGAAGUGGCUAAUAGCAAACUAAUGAUCCUGACUGUAACCCAGAAAACUGAAAAUGACAUGACUGUCUGGAGUGAAGAGGUGGAGGUUGAGAGAGAGGUGCUCUUGGAGAAGUUCAUCAGUGGUGCUAAGGAGAUCUGCUAUGCCCUUCGGGCUGAAGGAUACUGGGCUGACUUCAUUGACCCAUCAUCUGGUGUGGCAUUUUUUGGACCAUAUACCAACAACACACUUUUUGAAACAGAUGAACGGUACCGGCAUUUAGGAUUCUCAGUUGACGACCUUGGCUGCUGUAAAGUGAUCCGUCACAGUCUCUGGGGCACUCAUGUGGUUGUAGGAAGUAUCUUCACUAACGCAACAGCAGACAGCAGUAUCAUGAGGAAGCUCAGUGGAAACUAGCAGCUGGCACUGUGAUCCCUGCAGCGCUGUUUGUCUGUCAUGGAUUGCUCUAUAUAAACACUGUCAUGGACAGCAGCUUCUAGAGGAUUCUUGUUUCUAGGUAUUUAUUGUAUCAUUUAUGGGUUUACAUGGACAGGUGACUUGGGGUUUCAGAAUUGCAAAUGCUAGUUCCUAUUCUGGAGUGCAUGCUGAACACAUCCAUAUUCUGCAAAGUGAGGUCAUCAGCUUGUAACCAGGGUAUGUGUGUUCUCUUAGGGUUGAUUCUCCCCUUUAUUGGGAAAACUUUAAUUAUUUUUUCCAAAAAUAAAUCAUACAUUUGUCUAUGAA